Molecule: messenger RNA, 1667 nt
Organism: Agrilus planipennis (emerald ash borer)
Lineage: Eukaryota; Metazoa; Arthropoda; Insecta; Coleoptera; Buprestidae
Product: glycylpeptide N-tetradecanoyltransferase
Exons: 7
Coding region: 93-1526 (477 amino acids)
Biological process (GO): N-terminal peptidyl-glycine N-myristoylation
Cellular component (GO): cytoplasm
Molecular function (GO): glycylpeptide N-tetradecanoyltransferase activity
Source: RefSeq, a predicted model, not a curated record
CUUGUAUGGAUGAUUGUUUUGGUCUUGUCAGGUCUUGCUUCGGUGACAUCUAGUUUUCGGACGUUAGUGAAGUCGAUUAUUAAAAAACUGUUAUGUCUGAGGCUAAUGCUGAAAAUAAUAGGGAAAGUAAUCAUGAGGACGAAGUGCCGGAAGAUACAAAUCAUCAGAAAAGCAAACGAAAGCGAAACCGUGGUAAGAAGCAUAAAGAUGGAAAACAUGAACAGGAGAGUGGAGACGCUCCCCAGGUUGAUGGAAUUAUUGACAAUAGUGAUACUAAUAGAUUCGGAAAUUUAUCGAUAAAAGACUUCAGGGCAGCAAUGGAAGCCUUCUCACUUCAGCAGAAACCAGCAAAAACUCCAGAAGAGGCUCUUUAUAAGAGUUACCAAUUUUGGAGCACACAACCUGUUCCAAAGAUGGACGAAAAGAUUAACGUUAAUGAAGCUAUUGAACCUGAUAAGGAGAUUACUGAAAUUCGUGCUGAACCAUAUACAUUACCAGCCGGAUUUAUUUGGGAUACCUUAAACUUGAAUGAACCUUUAGUGCUGAAAGAGCUUUACACUUUAUUGAAUGAGAAUUAUGUGGAGGAUGAUGAUUCUAUGUUUAGAUUUGAUUAUCAACCUAAUUUUUUAAAAUGGGCUUUGCAGCCUCCUGGUUGGAGGCGAGACUGGCAUUGCGGCGUUCGAGUUGUCAAGAGUGGUCGUUUGGUUGGUUUUAUAAGUGCUAUACCUGCAACACUUAACAUAUAUGAUAAGACUCAGAAAAUGGUUGAAAUCAAUUUUUUGUGUGUUCAUAAGAAACUUCGUUCUAAAAGAGUUGCACCAGUGUUAAUUCGAGAGAUUACUAGGAGGGUACAUCUUACAGGCUUAUUUCAAGCUGUUUAUACUGCAGGGGUCGUGUUACCGAAACCGAUAGGGAUAUGCAGGUACUGGCACAGAUCGUUAAAUCCUAAAAAGCUUAUUGAUGUAAAAUUUUCACAUUUGAAGAACAAUAUGACGAUGCAACGCACCCUUAAACUAUACAAACUUCCUGAUCAACCAAAGACAGCAGGUUUUAGAAAAUUACAAGCGGCGGACGUACCCAAAGCGCACAAAGUUUUACAAGAGUACUUGAAACGUUUCGAUUUGGCUCCGGUAUUUUCGGAAGACGAUUUUGUGCACUGGUUCAUGCCUCAGGAGGGCAUCGUGGAUAGUUUUGUUGUCGAAAAUGACGGAGUCAUAACUGAUUUCGUCAGUUAUUACACUCUUCCUUCGACGGUGAUGCAUCAUCCAGUACACAAAACGUUGAAGGCUGCAUAUUCGUUUUACAACGUUUCGACAAAAGCUCCCUGGGUCGAUCUUAUGAACGACGCCCUCAUAUCCGCCAAACAAUUGGGAUUCGACGUUUUCAACGCACUAGAUUUAAUGGAUAACAAAGAAUUUUUAGAACCGUUAAAGUUUGGUAUUGGUGAUGGCAAUCUCCAAUAUUAUUUAUACAACUGGAAAUGUCCGAAUAUGCCUCCUAAUAAAAUCGGACUUGUACUACAGUGAGAAGGAGAAAGUUAAAAAAAUUUAAAAAGAUGUGGAAAUUUUUGUUAAUUCGUUUAUUAUUUUAAAAUCAUAUUUACCUGGUGGUAAUCAGUUUAUAUAUUAUGUUUUAUUUUCAAUUUAUAAAGGAUAUUGAAAGCUUCA